This is a messenger RNA of Erythranthe guttata (spotted monkey flower), 1675 nucleotides long. Its product is annotated as Eukaryotic aspartyl protease family protein. Gene Ontology annotation, molecular function: aspartic-type endopeptidase activity. The record is from RefSeq and is a predicted model, not a curated record. Gene Ontology annotation, biological process: proteolysis. NCBI's taxonomy places the organism in Eukaryota, Viridiplantae, Streptophyta, Magnoliopsida, Lamiales, Phrymaceae.
CUACACUAACCCACCCCUCACCCCCCCCACCCACCCCACCCCCCACCCAACCCUGAUUCAAUGAUGAAUGCACUUUUCUUCUCACUAGCAAUUCUCUUCUUCUCACCAGCACAGGGUUUGCUACAGUCACCGAGCUGUGACGUAACAGACCACGGCUCAAACCUCCAAGUCCUCCACGUCAACAGCCCCUGCUCCCCGUUCAAAACCGCGGCGGCGGCGGCGGCGCUCUCAUGGGAGGACUCCGUGCUGCAAAUGCAGUCGAACGACAAAUCCAGGCUGCAGUACCUGUCCAGCCUCGUCGCCGGCCGCUCCGUCGUGCCGAUAGCCUCCGGCAGGGCGGUUACCCAGAACCCCACCUACGUUGUCAGGGCCAAGAUCGGCACACCUGCUCAGACAUUGUUCGUCGCCGUCGACACCAGCAACGACGCCGCCUGGAUCCCCUGCUCCGGCUGCGUCGGCUGCUCCUCCGCCACCUUUAACUACGCCAAGUCUUCCUCCUUCAAACCCCUACCCUGCGGCGCUCCACAAUGCAACCAGGUACCCAACCCGAGCUGCGGUGGCGCCGCCUGCGGCUUCAACGUGACAUACGGCAGCUCAGCCAUAUCCGCCACCUUGGCGCAGGACAACAUCACACUCGCAGCCGACUCCGUCCACGGCUACACAUUCGGCUGCGUCCGCACAACCACCGGCUCAUCCUUCCCGGCUCAGGGUUUGCUCGGCUUGGGCCGCGGCCCGCUAUCGCUACUUUCACAGAGCGUGAGCCUCUACCAGUCAACAUUCUCGUACUGCCUGCCCAGCUACAAGUCCGUCAACUUCACCGGCAACCUGAGGCUGGGCCCACACAGCCAGCCAAUCAGAAUCAAGACGACUCCGCUCCUCAGGAACCCGAGGCGAUCGUCUCUCUACUACGUGAACCUCGUCGCCAUUAGGGUCGGGCGGAGGGUGGUGGCCAUCCCGCCUUCCGCGUUCGCGUACGACCCCGUCUCCGGGGCCGGGACGGUGUUCGACUCCGGGACGGUGUUCACGAGCCUCGUGAGGCCGGCGUAUGUCGCCGUGAGGGACGAGGUGCGCCGGAGGAUGGGGAACGCCACGGUGUCGUCGCUCGGCGGGUUCGACACGUGCUACGCGGGCGCGCCGAUCAGCGUCCCCACCGUGACGUUCAUGUUCGCUGGCAUGAACGUGACGCUGCCCCAGGACAACUUCGUCAUCCGGAGCAGCGCCGGGACCACGUCGUGCCUGGCGAUGGCGGCCGCGCCCGACGGGAACGUGAACUCCGUCCUGAACGUGAUCGCAAGCUUCCAGCAGCAGAACCACCGCAUACUCAUCGACGUGCCGAACUCCAGGCUCGGGGUGGCGCGUGAGGCGUGCAGCUAGAGACACGCGCAACAAGUGAAUUAAUUAAUUAGUUUGUGUUUUCGUUUGGAUUAAUUAAUUUCUAUGCCGACAGUGGCCAAAAAACAAAACAAAAAAAAAAAAACAACGUGAGGGCAGUGUUGCCAAAAUUAGAAUUGGAAAUUGUCACGGGUUUGGUUGUUUGGAUUAGUUUUGUCUGAAGUUGGUGAUAUUUUCAUCAGUUUUCUGACAGCUUUUGCGUGCUGAUUAUUACUCUGUUGUUGGAUGCUUUUGAAUUCGUAAAUCUUGUGUCACUCUCACACAUAAAGUUACUUUUUACUCU